Saimiri boliviensis boliviensis (Bolivian squirrel monkey) is the source of this 1398-nucleotide messenger RNA. Lineage: Eukaryota; Metazoa; Chordata; Mammalia; Primates; Cebidae. The record is from RefSeq and is a predicted model, not a curated record.
AUGCCGAGUAAUAAAACUUUUAACUUGGAGAAGCACAAUCAUACUCCAAGAAAGCAUCAUCAACAUCACCACCAGCAGCAACAGCAGCAGCCACCACCACCGCCAAUACUUGCAAAUGGGCAACAGGCCAGCAGCCAAAAUGAAGGCUUGACUAUUGACCUGAAGAAUUUUAGGAAACCAGGAGAGAAGACCGUCACCCAACGAAGCCGUCUCUUUGACGGAACUCUUCUUCCCGACAUCACCGAGGAAGAAAUGAGGAAACUAUUUGAGAAAUAUGGGAAGGCAGGCGAAGUCUUCAUUCAUAAGGAUAAAGGAUUUGGCUUUAUCCGCUUGGAAACACGAACCCUAGCAGAGAUUGCCAAAGUGGAGCUGGACAAUAUGCCACUCCGUGGAAAGCAGCUGCGUGUGCGCAUUGACUGCCAUAGUGUAUCCCUUACAGUUCAAAACCUUCCUCAGUAUGUGUCCAACAAACUGCUGGAAGAAGCGUUUUCUGUGUUUGGCCAGGUGGAGAGGGCUGUAGUGAUUGCGGAUGAUCGAGGAAGGCCCUCAGGAAAAGGCAUUGUUGAGUUCUCAGGGAAGCCAGCUGCUCGGAAAGCUCUGGAGAGAUGCUCCUUCCUGCUAACCACAUUUCCUCAUCCUGUGACUGCGGAGCCCAUGGACCAGUUAGAUGAUGAAGAGGGACUUCUGGAGAAGCUGGUUAUAAAGAACCAGCAAUUUCACAAGGAACGAGAGCAGCCACCCAGAUUCGCACAGCCUGGCUCCUUCGAGUAUGAGUAUGCCAUGCACUGGAAGGCACUCAUUGAGGUGGUGAAGCAGCAGCAGGACCAAGUGGACCGCAACAUCAAGGAGGCUCAUGAGAAGCUAGAGAUGGAGAUGGAAGCUGCACGCCAUGAGCACCAGGUCAUGCUAAUGAGACAAGAAGAACUUCGGAGGAUGGAAGAGCUGCAUAACCAAGAGGUGCAAAAACGAAAGCUGCUGGAGCUCAGGCAGGAGGAAGGGCGCUGGCGCCGUGAAGAAGAGAUGCGGCGACAGCAGGAAGGAUUCAAGGGAACCCUCCCUGAUGCGAGAGAGCAGGAGAUUCGGAUGGGUCAGAUGGCUAUGGCAGGUGCUAUGGGCAUAAACAACAGAGGUGUUGUGCCCCCUGCUACUGUGCCAGCUGGUACCCCAGCUCCUCCAGGACCUGCAACUACGAUGCCGGAUGGAACUUUGGGAUUGACCCCACCAACAACUGAACGCUUUGGUCAGGCUGCUACAAUGGAAGGAAUUGGGGCAAUUGGUGGAACUCCUCCUGCAUUCAACGGUGCAGCUCCUGGAGCUGAAUUCCCUCGAAACAAACGUCGCCGAUACGCAGUGUCUAGUUUCUCAAAACCCUUAAAAGAAGGACCCUUUUUGGACUAG